GGGCAGUGUAGUACCUGUACCAGUGUGGGUACAACACACAGUGGUAACAGAAGAGCAUCUAAGGUGAAGAACAACAACAAUAAUUCAAUUCAACUGCUGCUAGGUUUGGGUACUGUGUUGCACAAGGUUUAGGGAAUCAUGACCUCUGCUCAUGACCUUACUGAUAAUGAAGAGGAUGGGCAGCAGCAGUCAAAUUCACAAAUGCAGACUUCAUCUGCAAAUGAAAUUUCUGAUCCAGGUGUUGUUACUCAGAAUGUUCAGUAUGCCACACCUGGCCAGCUUGGAACCGGGCAUGCUAUGGUACCACCUGUGUAUCCAUAUCCCGAUCCUUACUAUAGAAGCAUCUUUGCUCCCUAUGAUACACAACCUUAUCCCCACCAACCCUAUAGUGGACAGCAAAUGGUCCAUCUUCAAUUAAUGGGAAUUCAGCAAGCCGGUGUUCCUCUGCCAACUGAUGCAGUUGAGGAGCCUGUGUUUGUUAAUGCAAAACAAUAUCAUGGUAUAUUAAGACGUAGACAAUCCCGUGCCAAAGCUGAAUCAGAAAAUAAAGUUAUAAGGAAUCGGAAGCCCUACUUGCAUGAAUCUCGACAUUUGCAUGCACUGAAAAGAGCAAGAGGAUGUGGUGGUAGGUUUCUGAAUUCAAAGAAAAAUGAGAACCAACAUGAUGAUGUGGCAUGGUCUGACAAAUCACAGUCCAAUAUCAAUCUCAAUUCUGAUAAAAAUGAUCUUACUUCGUCAGAUAGGACAUCCUAAAACUACAGAAAUGAUGAUACCUUAGACAGCGGGGAUCUAUUGUAUAUCACAAGAUCAAUAACACCAGCCUCGGAUAUCUCUUACUAUCAUAGGUUUAGGUUUUGAGUAGUAGGUACCUGAGGAUGUCCGCAUGAUGCAGGUAAAAUGUAAAUUAGUGAUUUUAUCAAAUAUUAUCCUUUCUAGCCUUUGAUAAAUGAGAUUUUAAUUGUGUGAGCAUUUCUUUGUAUUUGGUAUUAGAGAGAUAUUAGAGAUUAUCCAAAACCAUGUUGGCUUGCUUGUAUCAUGUUUAUUUAGCUUGCUAGAGACAGAUUGACUGUUGUAAUUUUCCUUUGGUUAGUUGUUAUCAAAGGAUAGGACAGUUAAAGGAGUUUCAACCAUGAUUGGUGAUGGAUAUUGGCAGUUAUUUUGUGCAAUAGAUAAUGGUAGG
Molecule: messenger RNA, 1180 nt
Organism: Gastrolobium bilobum
Lineage: Eukaryota; Viridiplantae; Streptophyta; Magnoliopsida; Fabales; Fabaceae
Product: nuclear transcription factor Y subunit A-7-like
Exons: 6
Coding region: 139-753 (204 amino acids)
Biological process (GO): regulation of transcription by RNA polymerase II
Cellular component (GO): CCAAT-binding factor complex
Molecular function (GO): RNA polymerase II cis-regulatory region sequence-specific DNA binding; DNA-binding transcription factor activity, RNA polymerase II-specific
Source: RefSeq, a predicted model, not a curated record